This is a messenger RNA of Rodentolepis nana, 789 nucleotides long. Lineage: Eukaryota; Metazoa; Platyhelminthes; Cestoda; Cyclophyllidea; Hymenolepididae. The record is from the annotation of a GenBank genome assembly.
AUGGCUGGGAAUGAUUUAUCAGAUGCUUACUACAGUAUUCCACGCCUUACCAGAUAUUGGUUUACUGCAACAGUCGUUCUUUCUCUCAUUGGCCGAUUCGGUCUUAUCGAUGCACUUAAUUUGAUUUUAUCUUGGAAUAAAUUUUACUAUGAUCUUGAGUUAUGGCGUCCAGUCACAGCCCUCUUUUUCUAUCCUAUCACUCCUCAAACCGGUUUUCAUUUUCUCAUCAAUUUAUACUUUCUCUACUCGUAUUCAACACGACUGGAAACAGGGACGUUUAGUAAUAAACCUGCCGAUUAUGUCUACAUGCUUCUUGUCAAUUGGAUUGUACUAACGAUAUCUGCGUUUCUUCUCAAUAUCUAUUUCCUUUUUGAGCCUAUGGUUCUCAGUGUAAUCUAUGUUUGGUGUCAACAUAACAAAGAUGUGAUUGUUAAUUUCUGGUUUGGGACGAGUUUCAAGGCUGUCUAUUUCCCGUGGGUUCUUGUGGUCUUUAAUCUCAUUCUACGUGGAGGCAGUCAAUCCUUCACCUGUGCCAAUUUUACUUCUGAUUUCAGCGCUACAAUGGAAUUGAUGGGCAUUUUUGUUGGCCAUGUCUACUACUUCUUUGCUCAUGAGUAUCCCCUGGAAUACGGUGGUUCCCAAUUUCUCAAGACUCCCAAUUUCCUGUACCGAAUGUUCCCUACAGAACGUAACUUCGUCUCCGGAUUUGGUGUUCCUCCACCACGACAUACUUCAGAUGACACGCCGAGUCGAGGUUUUCCAGGACGUGGUCGAAGCCUCAAUGAAUAG